Molecule: messenger RNA, 2301 nt
Organism: Sardina pilchardus (European sardine)
Lineage: Eukaryota; Metazoa; Chordata; Actinopteri; Clupeiformes; Clupeidae
Gene: skor2
Product: SKI family transcriptional corepressor 2
Exons: 7
Coding region: 1-2301 (766 amino acids)
Biological process (GO): negative regulation of BMP signaling pathway; negative regulation of transcription by RNA polymerase II
Cellular component (GO): nucleus; transcription regulator complex
Molecular function (GO): DNA-binding transcription factor activity, RNA polymerase II-specific; SMAD binding; RNA polymerase II cis-regulatory region sequence-specific DNA binding
Source: RefSeq, a predicted model, not a curated record
AUGGACAAACCCCUUCUGCCUGGACCAGAAGAUAUUGUAAUGGCCACCCCUCCCAGCUCGUUCCCCCAGGAGCCUCUCAGCCCCCCCAGGCCCAACCACUCCCUCAAGCCCAACCAGGUGGGCCAGGUGGUGCUGUACGGAGUGCCCAUCGUGUCGCUGGUCAUCGACGGCCAGGAGCGCCUGUGCCUGGCGCAGAUCUCCAACACGCUGCUCAAGAACUACAGCUACAACGAGAUCCACAACCGCCGCGUGGCGCUGGGCAUCACCUGCGUGCAGUGCACGCCCGUGCAGCUGGAGAUCCUGCGGCGGGCGGGCGCCAUGCCCAUCUCCUCGCGCCGCUGCGGCAUGAUCACCAAGCGCGAGGCCGAGCGCCUCUGCAAGUCCUUCCUGGGCGAGAACGCGCCGCCCAAGCUGCCCGACAACUUUGCCUUCGACGUGACGCACGAGUGCGCCUGGGGUUGCCGCGGCAGCUUCAUCCCCGCCCGCUACAACAGCUCGCGCGCCAAGUGCAUCAAGUGCUCGUACUGCAACAUGUACUUCUCGCCCAACAAGUUCAUCUUCCACUCGCACCGCACGCCCGAGGCCAAGUACACGCAGCCCGACGCCGCCAACUUCAACUCCUGGCGCCGCCACCUGCGGCUGACCGACAAGACGCCCGCCGACGAGAUGGUGUUCGCCUGGGAGGACGUCAAGGCCAUGUUCAACGGCGGCAGCCGCAAGCGGGCGCUGCCGUCCGGCCACUGCGGCCCCAUGGGCUCGGUCAAGUCCAUGGGCUCCGUGCUGCCGCACAUGAUCUCGCCGGACCUCGGGCCCAAGCGCGGGCGCUUCGAGGAGGACGAGGACCUGGACGCCAGCGGCCUGUCGCCCCACAAGAGCGCCCGCAGCUACCCGGUCAUCCCAGUGCCCAGCAAGGGCUUUGGCAUGCUGCAGAAGUUCCCCGCCACCUCGCUCUUCCCGAGCCCGUACCCGUUCCCGGCCUUCGGCCUGUGCCCGCAGAAGAAGGACGAGGGCGAGGCCGCGGGCGGUCAGAAGAACACCGGACUCUCCGGCCUGCUCUGGCCCGCGCGCAAAGACGCCUUCUACCCGCCCUUCUGCAUGUUCUGGCCGCCCAGGGCCGCGGGGGGCAUCCCCGUGCCCACAUACCUCCAGCCGCAGCCCAACGCGCUGACCUCUCUGACCGACAGCCCCUCGCUCAGGCAGGCCUUCCUGGACCUCUCCGAGCAGGGCGAGGCGGCGGCCGGAGGGCUGGGCGGCGGUGGUGGUGGUGGUGCGCCUCGGUCGGGGCUGUUCGACGCCGACUGCCCGACGGUUGGCGCGACCCCCGACCUGCGCCCGGCGUCCGAGGGCUGGCUCAAGCUGCUGGACGCUCCGUCUCUGCAGGCGCGCAAGGCCAGCUACCACUCGGCCUUCCGGCCCGUCGUCAAGGACGCCGAGAGCAUCGCCAAGCUCCACGGCAGCCUGGAGGAGUUCGAGGGCACGGGCGCGGGCGCGGGCGCGGCAGACAGAGCCCACCUGUCCCCCGGCACCAGCUGCAGCUACCAGAGCGGCGAGAGCGGCGAGAGCGACGAGGAGCAGGAGGUCGACGUGGAGACCAAGCAGGACGAGGAGCAGGAAGACUUCGCCCUCCGGCCGCAAUCCCAGCAUCCCCAGCCGCCGCCGCCGUCCCAGCAGCCCUUGCACCUGCGCGGCCUCCCCGACAGCGCGGGCGAGAGGCGGAAAGAGCCGGAACACUUCCCCAUCGCCGCCGUCGUCGCCCCCGACAACGCCAACGACAAGCCAGGCCUGCCUGCUGUCAGUCCGACUGCCACUCUCAAGGUCCCCAGCCCCAUCCACUCUCCGCUGGAGGACAUGGCGUACAAAAAUGUCCUCAAGAGCCGGGAGGAUGGACUGCCUGCUUACGCAACCAAAGAAAGCACCAACCAUUCAGACGAAAACAAAGAACAGACAAAUUUCUUCGGGUCUGAGACAGAGUCCUCUGGACAAGAAUACUGGCGGGAGGCUCCAGGAGAGCAAAAUCAGGAUUCACAUUCCCCAGUGGUGUCACUCAAAAAGGACGUAGAGAACAUGGAAAAAGAGGAGCUGCAGAAGGUUCUCCUCGAGCAGAUUGAUUUGCGGAGAAGACUAGAGCAAGAAUUCCAUGCGCUGAAAGGCAGUUCCCCGUUCCCAGUUUUCCAUAAUUUCCAGGACCAAAUGAAGAGGGAGCUGGCUUACCGGGAGGAGAUGGUGCAACAGCUACAGAUGAUCCCCUAUGCAAACAUACUCAGAAAAGAAAAAAUCGGAACACACCUCAGCAAGAGUUAA